AUGCCAUACGAACCUAUUGGAAAUCUGAUUCACGAGCACAAGGAUGCCGAUGAGGUUUUCAAUCCGGCUUAUUUGAUUGCGGACGGUGACGACGCCCCAGCACGUCAUCCAACGCUUGAGCGCCUCUGGCGUCAAGGUACGGAAAGCCGUCGCUUAAUGGAGGAAAGCCAGUCUUUCACAAUCGCCGUGACCUUCAAGAUCCACACGAACAAUACGGUUGACGUGGCUCCUGGCAUGGCCAAAUCCAAGUCUUCUUCGAAAGUCACCGCCGCGAAGAAGAGGGCUGCACCGGCUCCGAAGUUUGCCGUUAUUGAUUAUUCGGACUUCAAGGACGGUCAGGUCUUAGACUUCAAGGUCUUCCUGUACGGAAAGUCGCUGAACAAGCUGAAGGAUUUGGUGGGCAACUUGUGUGACCAAUACUUUGCCGGGAUCAAGAAGGUCGUGCUCAAUAGCGCAUUAACGCCUUUGCUGAACUGGAAUGCUACUGUUGGUUUGAAGAAAACCAAGUUGAUCGAUUUCAAAGGAUAUCAAGAGUUUGUGACCAACUUGGGCAAAAGUCGAAGCUCAAAAGGUAGCAUCAACAUCACGUUGGAGAAACCUCAAGUCAAGGAAAAGAAGAACGCUCAGGCUAGUGGAGCAAUGGCGUAUAUACAAGGGACCAAUGGGCCCAACCCAAUUGAAGCGGAAUUUGCGGCUUCGAAAGAGGAAACCGUUGCAGCGCAAGAAGAGACCUUGAAGGUUAAGCAAGAGCCGAAAAGCCCUUCUCCAUCUCCCGCCAAACGUUUUUUGGCACGAACUCCCUCUCUUAGGGAGGUAGGUGGCCAAAAGAAGGUCAAGGUUGAGGAGGCCACACGCUCGAUCCUUCGCAAGGCCAAUGUCACCUCUUGGACUGAUCUCGUCCCCAGCGUGCAAAUGACGGCAAACGUCCUCACGGGUCAUGGUAUGACCUUUGACUUGGCCACUCGCCUGCUCGAGACUGCCGCGGAAGCGGAUGCCCAAUAUGCGAAAUCGCCUACCCCCAAGCAAACUCUUAUUCGAUGUACAGCCCGAGCAGUACAACACCUGAAGAAUCUUUGA
Melampsora larici-populina 98AG31 is the source of this 1077-nucleotide messenger RNA. RefSeq lists its product as uncharacterized. The coding region runs from base 1 to 1077 and encodes 358 amino acids. The record is from RefSeq and is a predicted model, not a curated record. NCBI's taxonomy places the organism in Eukaryota, Fungi, Basidiomycota, Pucciniomycetes, Pucciniales, Melampsoraceae. The transcript has 5 exons.